AUUAGUUUCAUUAUAUAAAUCACCAAGACUAACCCAACAUUACCCACCAAAUCAUCUUCUUCACAAUUAUAAACAGGGAGUACAAAAAAAGUUGUAAUAACAUCACUAGUACUUAAAAACGUACGUUAUGGCGACUCAAACAUGCAGUGUUUUCUUGAUGGUAGCUAUAUUGACGAUGAUGUUUUCAGCACACAUUGCUCACUCAAACAGUAUAGAAAUGUGUGUGAAACAUUGCGCACAGAACCAGUGCUUGAAAGCGGCGAAAAACCCUACUCCUGCAAUUUGUGAUGAAGCUUGCAAGAAAAUCUGCAACAAUCAACUAUUCGGUGGUGAAAAAUUUAUUGUUCCUCCUGUUAAGGGAAGCUCCAGGUUCUGUAGAUGGAUGCCUCAGUAUUGCUAGCUAGUUCCGAAUUACGAAAACUCCUCCUGUUUUAUUUUCUGCAUGACUAACAUAGAAAUAUCUAUGUAUGUGUGAUGUGUUUGUUUGAUAUCACUAUAGUAGUCGACAUGUUCAUUGUUCUUAUGAAAUAA
Arabidopsis lyrata subsp. lyrata is the source of this 531-nucleotide messenger RNA. RefSeq lists its product as uncharacterized. The transcript has a single exon. The record is from RefSeq and is a predicted model, not a curated record. The coding region runs from base 128 to 400 and encodes 90 amino acids. NCBI's taxonomy places the organism in Eukaryota, Viridiplantae, Streptophyta, Magnoliopsida, Brassicales, Brassicaceae.